UGUUGUAGUGUACUGUACACCAGGAACCUACAGCCAGGGUGACAAAUGCACGUUUUGUGAAGUAGGAACCUACCAGGAUGAAAUAGGGAAACGUGAAUGUAAACAAUGUCCAUCUGGGAAGUCGACACAAUUCACUGGAUCGACUGGUGUUGAGGCCUGUACAGUUCAUGUUCAUAUUACCACACCAGCUGAUGGCAACGAUGAUGAUGAUCAUCAUCAUGGUAAACGUGAAAAAAAUAACGAACACACGGGUUCAUUGAUUGGAUUGGCAGUUGGCUUAGCAGUUGCGUUUGUGGUGAUAGUAGCUUUGGUGGGAAUCGUCGUCUAUAAGAAGUGUUACAGUUCUCUAAACGAAAUGAGGUCUAGAAGUCAGGCAAGCCUUGGCCAGAUCGCACCUAUGGUUCAUAGUACGAGCCUACAUCAAACAGCUGAUGCUACGGACAGCUUCCAGUCAGCCACUAAAACAAGUGGUUCUUUUCAUGAUAGUAGCAUUCCUCAGUCCAUGGAUCUCCCUCCAUCAUAUGAGCAGGUGAUGUCCAUACCGCUUCAGCAGCCACCAGCACAAACCAGGCUCACACCUGUACAUACCCAGUUCACACCAGUACAGGCAGAAACCAACUCGGUAACAAAACACGACCCAUUAGCAUUCAGAGAGCCAUCUAUCAAAGCUGAGCGUCCAUUUGCCUCUGGUGUUUACGAGAGGAAGCUAUUGCCACCCAGACUUCCGCCUCUCAACUUAGAUGGUCGAAAUGCCUCUGAUGAUUAUGACAAACUGCAAGCCUCAAGCUGCCGCCAAACUAUGUCUGGUGAUUAUGACGAACUGCAAGUUCCACCCAAACAUUCAGUCCUUGGUGUGAAUCGCCAAAAUGGCUUAGCGAAUGUCUACAGUGAGAUUGCAGCUGACAAAAUCAUUGGAGCAACACCGACUACACCUCGUGAUUAUGAGAAAUCACAAGUCUCACGGAAACCAGCACCUCACGGGGCUGAACGUCAAGGUACUUCUGGUAAAAACGACAAGCAGGAACUCCCAGCCAAUCUGCCUUCCCUUGACGCAGCAGCCGUCCAACAUGCCGCUGAGAACGUCUACAGUGAGAUUGACGAUGACAAUUGAAUCAUCAGAGUGGCACCGGCC
Gigantopelta aegis is the source of this 1132-nucleotide messenger RNA. RefSeq lists its product as uncharacterized. NCBI's taxonomy places the organism in Eukaryota, Metazoa, Mollusca, Gastropoda, Neomphalida, Peltospiridae. The record is from RefSeq and is a predicted model, not a curated record. The transcript is spliced from 4 exons. The coding region runs from base 356 to 1111 and encodes 251 amino acids.